Messenger RNA from Pipistrellus kuhlii (Kuhl's pipistrelle), 1485 nucleotides. It is a transcript of the gene NEMP2, whose product is annotated as nuclear envelope integral membrane protein 2. The record is from RefSeq and is a predicted model, not a curated record. The transcript is spliced from 9 exons. Lineage: Eukaryota; Metazoa; Chordata; Mammalia; Chiroptera; Vespertilionidae. Bases 105 to 1478 code for a protein of 457 amino acids. Gene Ontology annotation, cellular component: nuclear envelope.
CCCGGGGGCGGGGUCUCGCCUUCCCGCCGAGCUUCCACCGCGGAGCGGCCGGAGGGACCGGGACCGGGGCCGGGAUCCGGGGCCGGAGCGGCCGGGCGGGCGGGAUGCGGCCCGGGGGCCGGUGCUGGCUGCUGGCCUGGGCGCUGCUGGCCGCGGGCGCGGGGCGCACGAAGGAGGCGCUGGGGGCGCCGCUGGAAGUUCUGCGGUGCAGAGCUCUGCAGGAGAUGGACGUCAUUCAAACCUCCACGUCGCACUGUUACUGCUACCGUCAGCACCCCCAGCUCGAGUGGGAGUACCUGUGGUCCACCGUCAAGGUGGAGGUCGCCGGGGCCGAGCCGCUGCGCCUGGCGUACAUCACGGACCCCCCCUGCUGCCGGGACCCGGACACCCCGCUGGCCGCCGUCUGGUGCGCGCUCCACGCGCCCCGGAUCCCGCCCGAGGCCCCGGAGGCGGCCGUGCACGUCCGCCCGCACCAGGGCACCGUGUGCUUCUCCGUGCGGCCUGCCGGCCCGCACUCCGUGCGCGUGGGGAGCCGCGCCCUGGACCUCGGGCUCAUCCUCCGGUUCGCGGCCGGCCUCGCCCUCCUGCGCUCCGCGGUGCGCCUGAGCCGAAGCCCUGCCUUCUACUACUCCGCGGGGACCGCGCUGGGCGUCCUGAUGACUCCGGUCUUCCUGCUGCUGCUGGCGCGGAGGGCCAUCCCCAAGUGCAGCACCUUCGGGGCGCUCCUGGUUGUUGGCUGGCUUGCCUCCGUGUAUGCGGUGUGCCUGGGGGUGGAGCACCUGCCGUGGCUGUGGGGUGAGCACAGGAUGUGUGUCGUAGGCUACGUGCUGGCCGUCGGGGCCCUCAGCUUUGCCGCCUGUUACAGACGCGGGCGCCUGGCCAUGGAGAGGGGCCAGCGCCUCCUGGCUUGGGCGCUGCGGCUGCUGGCCCUGGCGCUGACCCUCUGCGGCGCCCCCGCGCCCCAGGCUGUCUGGGCGGCCGCGGGCCUCGAGCUGCUGCCCCGCGCGCUGCGCUGCCUGGCGGGGGCGCUCAGGAGGGUGCGGAGGUGGCUGCCGCCCCGGGGGCCGGCGUUCCGGUACCUGAGCGAGGAGGAGUUCCGGGAGCAGGCCGCCGCCGAGACCGCCCGCGCGCUGGAGGAGCUGCGCCAGGCGUGCCGCCGGCCCGGCUUCCCGUCCUGGCAGGCCGUGGCCAGGCUCCGGGCGCCCGGAAAGUUUGCAGACUUCGUCCUCGGGGGGAGUCACUUGUCGCCGGAGGAAACGCGUCUGCAUGAAGAGCAGUACAGCCUGGGGGACUCUUCCCUGGAGGAGCAGCCGCCGGAGUGCCCUGCCCCUGGCCCUGCCCCGGACCCUGGCCCUGGCCCUGCCCCAGCCCCGGCCCCACCCCCUUCCUCUGCCCUGGCCCUGUCCCUGCCCCCACUCCCUGCCCCUGCCCCUGUGCCCGCCCCUGCGUGUCACUCAGGACCAGGGCGUGGUCAGUAGCCCAGGG